Lactuca saligna is the source of this 2207-nucleotide messenger RNA. NCBI's taxonomy places the organism in Eukaryota, Viridiplantae, Streptophyta, Magnoliopsida, Asterales, Asteraceae. The record is from the annotation of a GenBank genome assembly.
AAAUAAUUAAGCAAAAAGCAAAAAACCAUGUCCAUGUGGGUCUUCUCUUCAUCUCUUGUACAACCUGGUUUGCAUUCAAACCACUCCUCCAUGUGGAAAGCAAAACCAAAUCCACUUUUUUCUGAUUAAAAUUCUCCCAAUUUUGCAGAAUAAACAUCUCCCACUGACUAAAUUCUGCCGGAAAAACCAACUUUCCGGCGUCUUUCUUCAUGCAUUCAUGUGUUUUAGUGAACACAAUUUCAAGAAAGUAGAGUGAAUCACUGAAUCUUGAGUUUGAUUAAAUCUUGAUUAUGUCUUCUCCGCCAUCCCCGGCGCCUGCAGCACCGCCGGUUAACACCACUUCACCGCCACCAGCAGCAGCACCCCCACUUCCAACUCCAACCACCCCCGUUUCUCCCUCUCCGGCAGCUCCUUCACCGCCGGCCCCUGUAACGCCUGCGUCUUCUCCACCGGCGCCUGACGCUACGCCUCCCUCAGUAUCCCCCCCGGCGCCACCUACACUCACCUCCCCACCGCCUUCAACCACUUCUCCUUCCCCACCCACUUCAAGAAACAGCCCGCCGUCUCCUUCGGGUAGAUCUACGCCAUCUCCGCCGCCUCCAAGAAGUUCUUCCUCCCCUCCGCCGGGACCCUCUUCGUCGUCAGAUAGUUCAUCAGGGAUUUCCACCGGCGUCGUCGUCGGAAUCGCUGUUGGUGGCGUUUUAAUACUUGCUGUAUUAACUAUCUUGUUUCUUUGCUGUAAAAAGAAGCGAAAAAGAAGUCAGGCUCCUGUUGGUUAUUACGUUCCACCACUACCCCCACCUAAAGUUGAUUCAUACGGUGGUCCACAACAAUGGCAACAAAGCGCUCCGCCACCCGGCGACCAUCUUCUCACAAUGCCACCACUAAAACCCACUCCUCCACCAGCACCGUCAGCAGCACCUAUCAAUUCUCCUCCCUCGCAACCUCCACCGCCGGCCCUAUUUAACAGCGGUGGUUCCGGUUCCAACUAUUCCGGCGGUUCAAACCCACUUCCACCGCCUUCCCCGGGCAUGUCACUGGGUUUCUCAAAGAGCACAUUCACAUACGAAGAAUUAGCGAGAGCCACAGAUGGGUUUUCCGAAGCCAAUUUUCUUGGACAAGGUGGUUUCGGGUAUGUCCACCGUGGUGUUCUUCCGAACGGGAAAGAGGUGGCGGUGAAGCAACUAAAAACGGGCAGCGGGCAGGGGGAACGUGAGUUUCAGGCGGAAGUUGAGAUCAUUAGUCGAGUUCAUCAUAAACAUCUCGUUUCUUUAGUUGGAUAUUGCAUAUCAGGAGCUCAAAGAUUGGUUGUUUAUGAGUUUGUUCCAAAUAACACCAUGGAAUUCCACUUACAUGGAAAGAAUCGCCCCGUAAUGGAGUUUCCCACAAGGCUGCGAAUUGCUCUUGGAGCCGCGAAAGGACUCGCGUAUCUCCAUGAGGAUUGUCAUCCGAAGAUCAUUCAUCGAGAUAUAAAAGCUGCUAAUAUACUUCUUGAUUUCAAUUUUGAAGCAAAGGUAGCGGAUUUUGGGCUUGCGAAGAUAACUUCCGACGUUGCCACUCAUGUCUCAACCCGUGUGAUGGGAAGUUUUGGGUACCUAGCACCAGAAUAUGCAGCCUCAGGCAAACUUUCAGAUAAAUCUGAUGUUUUCUCAUUUGGUGUGAUGCUUUUGGAAUUAAUCACUGGAAAGAGACCUGUUGAUUCAGCUCAAACUUUUAUGGAUGAUAGUUUGGUUGAUUGGGCAAGGCCAUUACUCACUCGAGCCAUGGAUGAUGGAAACUUUGACACAAUAGCCGAUCCACGGCUACAAAAAGACUACAACCAUAGCGAGAUGGCUCGCAUGGUUUCUUGUGCUGCGGCCUGCGUCCGUCACUCAGCUAGACGCAGGCCGCGCAUGAGCCAGGUGGUCCGGGCCCUGGAAGGAGACGUCUCACUCUCCGACCUGACUGAGGGGACCCAACCUGGCUCAGUUGGAUCGCUCUACGGGUCCCGCGGAAGCUCGGACUAUGACACGGCUCAGUACAAUGAAGAUAUGGUGAAGUUUAGAAAGAUGGCUUUGGGUGGUACUCAAGAGUAUGCAAGUAGUGAAUAUAGCCGACCCACAAGUGAAUACGGGUUGUACCCGUCAGGGUCAAGUAGUGAAGGUCAAAAUACCCGAGAAAUGGAAAUGGGUAAGUAUAAAAGAGAGGGUUUUAGUGAUGGGUUUUGA